UUUACAAAAACAGAAAUUCUUGAAAUUUAUAAAUCAACAUUUAAAGCUACCUAUAGUGGUGGUGAAGUCGAUUCAAAAGGUGUUUUCACUAAUAAUGAAUUAUCAUUAUCUGAUAUCGAUAUCUAUGGUUUUGAUUAUGAUUAUACAUUGGCCUGUUAUAAAGAAUCACUCGAUUAUCUUAUCUAUGAUUUAGGACGUGAUGUUUUGAUUAAUAAAUUUCAAUAUCCAAAAGAUAUUGAAUUACUUGAUUACAUUCCAGAUUUUGCUAUUCGUGGUCUUCAUUAUGAUAUUGAAAAUGGUUUUCUAAUGAAAAUUGACACAUUUCAUCAGAUACAAUUAGGUUCAGUGUAUCGUGGAUUAUCGCCAGUACCUAGUUAUGAAAUUAUACGUCUUUAUAAUGGUCUUUAUAUACCAAGGCAAUAUAUUCGUGGUGAUAAUUAUGAAGAAAAUGUACGAAUGAAACAAUUGAAUGAUUUAUUUUCCGUACCAGAAAUGUGCCUACUAUCAAAUGUGACUGAAUAUUUUAUACAGAAUAAUAUAUCUUAUUAUCCGGAAAUUCUUUAUCAUGAUGUAACCAAUGCCAUAAGAAGUAUUCAUCCAGUUAUACAUAAAAUGGUUGAUUUACAAAAAAUGCCCGAUUAUUUGGAAAAAAAUGAACGUUUACCAGUGUUUAUGGAACAUCUUCGAAAACAUAAUAAAAAAGUAUUUCUCAUCACCAAUUCACCGUUUCAUUUUGUUGACAAUGGAAUGAAAUAUAUGAUUGGUGAUGAUUGGCGUUCAUUGUUCGAUGUGAUCGUCGUACAGGCUCGUAAGCCUUCAUUUUUUAAAAAAGAAUCAAGACCAUUUCGAACGUUCAACUUGGGCAAUGAUCGUAUGAAUUGGAAUCGUGUAUCAACAUUGGAUAGAGAUAAAAUCUACAUGGAAGGUACCGUAUCCGGAUUGCUCAAAAUGACCGGUUGGAAUUCGAAUCGUGUCAUAUAUUUUGGUGAUCAAAUUUAUUCCGAUUUGGCUGAUAUAACGUUGGAUUUUGGUUGGCGUACUGGUGCCAUUAUUGCUGAAUUGGAAAAAGAAAUUGAAACACAUAAUAGUCCGGAAUUUAAAGAAGCCGUUUCAGCAUUACAAGCACUGCAACAAUUAGUCGAUGAAGGUAAUGAAAAUAAUUUGGAUGAAGCCAUACUGAAUCAAUUGAUACAACAACGAGAUGCAUUACGUUUUGAAGCGAAAACAUUGUUCAAUCCACAAUUUGGUUCGAUUUUUCGUACACAUCAUAAUCCAACAUAUUUUUCUCGCCGCCUUUUUCGUUAUUCAGAUAUUUACAUGUCUCAAGUGACAAAUUUACUAAAAUAUUCAUUGAAACAUACGUUUCUACCACGACGUGGUCUAUUACCACAUGAAACACGUAUCUCACAAGUGGAAUUGAUUCAUCGUGGUGAAUUUCCAAAAGCUAGAUAGAUAUAGAUCAAUGAAUGCAUGAUUAGCCAUUUUUUAUUUAUUUACCAAAGAUUAAUUUAAUUGCAUUGUGAAUUAAAAAAUUUUUUUUUUAAAUUUUUAAAAA
This is a messenger RNA of Dermatophagoides farinae (American house dust mite), 1555 nucleotides long. RefSeq names its product 5' nucleotidase C. Gene Ontology annotation, molecular function: protein serine/threonine phosphatase activity. Lineage: Eukaryota; Metazoa; Arthropoda; Arachnida; Sarcoptiformes; Pyroglyphidae. The record is from RefSeq and is a predicted model, not a curated record.